This is a messenger RNA of Linum tenue, 621 nucleotides long. The record is from the annotation of a GenBank genome assembly. NCBI's taxonomy places the organism in Eukaryota, Viridiplantae, Streptophyta, Magnoliopsida, Malpighiales, Linaceae.
CAUAAGAAACCGAAAGAAGAAAGAUAAUUCAGAAACAAAACCUAGAAUUGCUAAAAAGUCUAAAACCCUUCGACGGUUCGACCCGAACCUCCCCUGUCCCUCGACUUCUUCUUUCUCCCAGCAGAGCAGCCUCUUCGUGCCGCCGGUCUCUUUUCCUUUUCAGUCAGGGGUUUGCUAGAAAUUGUAGAGAAAUGGAGCACGGUUCUUUGAAUGAUCCAAGCAAAGCAACCUUCUCUUUUGUCGACGAAGACCACACACUUGCAAAUUCCGUCCGAUUCUGCUUGAAUCAAGAUCCAAGGGUAUCUGUUUGUGGAUACAGCAUUCCUCAUCCUUCAGAUGCUCGAGUUAACAUUAGAAUUCAAACUACAGGUGACCCAGCAAGGGAAGUACUGAAGGAUGGAUGCCAGAAUUUGAUGCUAAUGUGCCAGCAUGUGAGGGGCGCUCUGGACAAGGCUGUUGCUGACUUCAGAAUGGACAAUCCCACAAAAAUGGAAACAAAGAGCGAUUCAGAUUGAAAUAUGGCCAUCGUCAAACAUAUCAUGUUCGAUUGUAUAAUGUUACAGAUUGCUUGAUGUUCUGAAUCGAUAUGAUGAAAGUGGUUUUGCUCUGCUUCAGAGUCUU